AAUGGUGUGUGAGUGCUGGAAGGCCUGUACUUCAUUUCUGUCACUCUGCAACUCCUGCUCUCUCAACUCAGCCCUCUGCUCCUCCAAAUACUCAGCUGUGGUUCAGCUCGGCUCUCCACCUCUGUCAUAGUUCCUCUGAUCGCUCAAAACUCUCAACGUCCUUGCUCUCAUCUUCCUCGUGGCAGGAUCUAGUGACAACAUGGAGAAUAACCAUACCUUCCUGUACUUUGCAUAUGGCAGCAACCUGCUGAAGGAGCGGCUCCAGCUCAAGAACCCCUCUGCAAAAGUACACUGUGUGGCCAGACUCAAGGACUAUAAAUUGGUGUUCGGAAACCAUAAAGGCCUUGCCAGUGACCGGUGGCAUGGAGGUGUAGCAACCAUUGAGCACAGCCCAGGGGACGAGGUGUGGGGUGUGGUGUGGAGGAUGAAUAUGUCUGAUCUGGAGUCUCUAGACAGUCAAGAAAAUGUGACGUUAGGCGCAUAUAGUCCUGUGGAGCUAUCAGUGAAGACGAAAGGCCCGGAGCUCAACUGUCGUACCUACAUAAUGAACAGCUGUGUGUAUGCCCCACCAUCACCACAAUAUCUGCAGGUGAUUGUGAUGGGAGCAGAGCAGAACGGCUUGCCGAAGGACUACCAGGAGAAGCUGAGAGCAAUUAAGACCAACAUGUAUGAGGGUCCUCUGCCAGUGAUGGCUGAACUAGAGCGAGCCAGAAGAAGAGCCAAAGAGAAGGCCAGCCACCACUCUGAUGCCUGAUAAUCCAGCAGAAUCCAGGUCCACUUUUAUCUAUAGGAAAGUCCUCGUAACACUGUAUACAAGCUAAUACUGUAGCUUAACAAGUUCCCCUUAGCCAACUAGCUAGCUGGCUAACCUUAAUUCAAGCAGCCUGGUCUAUGAUUCUGAGUGACCACAGUCAACCACUGAGAGAAUGCAGCAUUGUGAUCUAACUUGAGUUGCCUGUACUGAUAAAAAUAAUAGCUGCAUUUUGAUAGUACAGAGGUGUGAGAUCGACCAGAAAUGUUGAGUGAAACUAUAUCACCAUAAGGAGUAAAAAUCCAGGUUAUACUCCCAUUUGUGAUUUUAUGUUUUUAUGGUUGAGAUAUAUUUCAAUGCUUAUUUCUUGCUCGUAACACCACUUACAAUUACUCUACUGAGUCAGGCAAAAUUUAAAUAUUAUUUAAAGGGCUAUACCAGUGUUUUUGAAAGUGUUCUGUUUAAGUGCAGAAUGAUUUGUAACUUCUGUUCCACAGUACCAAUCUACCAUAACAAAACUGACUAAAGUAAUAGCAAAUACCGUGAGUUAGGGUUAGGGUUAGACACUGUUUUCAUACCUUAACAAAAAUAUGAAAAUUGAUGGCUUACUUCAAGGAUAAAAAUCAAUGGCUAUAAUUUGUUGUGAAGGAAACAUGCAAGACAUUUGUUCUUUUAAUGCUCUAUAAAAUGUUAUAUUUGUGAAGCUAUUGUCACAUAGCCAACUGUAACAUUUUGAAAUAUACAUUAAAGUGACUUUGUCAUUUCCCUCAAAGGUAUAAU
Dicentrarchus labrax (European seabass) is the source of this 1531-nucleotide messenger RNA. It is a transcript of the gene ggctb, whose product is annotated as gamma-glutamylcyclotransferase b. Gene Ontology annotation, molecular function: gamma-glutamylcyclotransferase activity. The record is from RefSeq and is a predicted model, not a curated record. The coding region runs from base 200 to 754 and encodes 184 amino acids. NCBI's taxonomy places the organism in Eukaryota, Metazoa, Chordata, Actinopteri, Moronidae. The transcript has 4 exons.